AUGUCACUUUUCAGAACUUUGCAACACUCGCCAGCUACUAUUUCUAUUUUCCAUAAUGCUAAAGUACCAGCAUCAGCUAGUUUAUAUAAGAUUCUUGAUAAAUCAUACUGGAAAUUGAAUGAAGAAAAAUCUCAAUUUCAAGUUGAUUUAAUGGCUAAUCAAAUGCCAACUUACGAUCAAUUCAAUCUUAUUUAUCAUCAAUGUUUGCAUAAUCAAACUCAUAAAGAUAUUUUGAGAGACUGUUUCCCAUUCAUGAGAGAUCAAAGACUGUCUACCAACAAAAACUCUAGUAUUACGGUGACUUCUCCAAUUGGGUUAUUGGCUAACGCUAAAGGUGGUUCUGGAAACUUGAAGGUUUUCCUGGAAGGUGAAUACUCUAUGAUAUACGAAGCUUUUAAUUCCCUAGUUAAUGAUCCGACCCCUGAUGUCAACCCGGCCAACUUGUUCUUGGCCCCUCUCGUGGUUGAUUGGGACCAAAACUUAAUUGCCAAUAAUGAAGAGUCCUUAUCGGUUAUAUUGAACAAAUACAAAGCGGAUAUUACCGAUGCCGGUCUUUCUCCUGCUUAA
This is a messenger RNA of Hyphopichia burtonii NRRL Y-1933, 567 nucleotides long. RefSeq lists its product as uncharacterized. The coding region runs from base 1 to 567 and encodes 188 amino acids. NCBI's taxonomy places the organism in Eukaryota, Fungi, Ascomycota, Pichiomycetes, Serinales, Debaryomycetaceae. Gene Ontology annotation, molecular function: oxidoreductase activity. Gene Ontology annotation, cellular component: mitochondrion. The record is from RefSeq and is a predicted model, not a curated record. The transcript has a single exon.